AUGUUGGGGCCUUUUCUGUCCAACUAUGCUGGUGGUGACAUCAUGGAAGGAGAGUUGGGUACUGUCCCGUUGAUGCAAGGCGAAGCCUCAACGAGUUAUCAGCUUUGGUGUUCUCGAACCCAGCUGCGGAUGAUUCACUAUAACCUCGCCUCGAUGAAUGCAAACAGAUGUGGAUCUCCUAGAGGUCCUCAACGGCAAUCGUGGUUUUCAACCCGAGGAGGUCGUCAACGCUUUUUGUUAUCUGGGUGGCAUGCAGAAAAACGACGACAGCCACAAGAGGAGCGGUUUCAGUCGGUGACAGAGAAACUGAAGUUUGUGCCAGGACUUGAAGCAAAAUACCAGACUUGA
This is a messenger RNA of Necator americanus (New World hookworm), 348 nucleotides long. RefSeq lists its product as uncharacterized. The record is from RefSeq and is a predicted model, not a curated record. The transcript has 4 exons. The coding region runs from base 1 to 348 and encodes 115 amino acids. NCBI's taxonomy places the organism in Eukaryota, Metazoa, Nematoda, Chromadorea, Rhabditida, Ancylostomatidae.